AUGGGGGAGGGGGGCUUCUUUAUUGAAACCGUUUGUUUUUUUUUGUCCUUUGCAAGUGUCCUGCCAGUGGCUGGCUUCGGGUCAAUGGCCCAGUCAGCCGGACUUGUGGAGAUCGCCGUCAGGCUGUGCUUGAACCAGCGUAAACAACUGUGUCCUCACGUUUGGGUUCCCAUCCUGAAACCUCAGCGGCCGUGCCUCCGUGCUCAGGUGUCAGAUCAGCUGCCCUCUGACAUCCUGAGUCCAUCUUACCCAGCCCUCCCUUUUCUGUCCUUUCUGGACGACGACGACUUUGACGAUGAUGUUUUGAUCCCAAUUAAGAAUAGACAUGUGGUUUUCGCUGACUCAAUAGGAUUGUCCCUGACAGCUGUGCGAGAGUUUUCCGAUGAAGAGGAGCAGUCCGACCUCAACCUACUGCCGUCGCUGCCUGACAUGGGAAGCAUGACAGCGAACAGCUACAGCUGCACCGUCAGCACAUGUUGUCCUGGGACACGGCUCAAGUUGGGCUUCCCGCAACCCGCUGCGGAUUUCCAGGCCUUCCGCGCCAAGCUGGCAGAGAGCAUGGUUACCCUGGAGAACUGCAGCGUCACAGAACAGGCCCUCCAAGGAACCGUUCGAAUCAGGAACCUCAGCUUCCAGAAGGACGUGCGUGUGCGCAUCACCUUUGACUCCUGGCAGAGCUACAAAGACGUGCCCUGUACGUACCUGCAGAAACGAUUCGGAGGACCACAGACGGACAUCUUUGAAUUUGACAUUGCCAUUCCUAAAGUGCUGGAUGCCAAAAGGAAGAUAGAGUUCUGUUUGUGUUAUUCACCUGGAGGGCAGAGCAAACCUUUUUGGGACAAUAACGAUGGACAGAAUUACAGCAUUGCAGUGUGUGUGAGCUCACAUCUCUGUUGUGGUUAG
Messenger RNA from Limanda limanda (common dab), 903 nucleotides. RefSeq names its product protein phosphatase 1 regulatory subunit 3C2, duplicate b (gene ppp1r3c2b). Gene Ontology annotation, molecular function: glycogen binding; protein phosphatase 1 binding. NCBI's taxonomy places the organism in Eukaryota, Metazoa, Chordata, Actinopteri, Pleuronectiformes, Pleuronectidae. The transcript has 2 exons. Gene Ontology annotation, cellular component: protein phosphatase type 1 complex. Gene Ontology annotation, biological process: regulation of glycogen biosynthetic process. The record is from RefSeq and is a predicted model, not a curated record. The coding region runs from base 1 to 903 and encodes 300 amino acids.